Penicillium manginii is the source of this 909-nucleotide messenger RNA. RefSeq lists its product as uncharacterized. The record is from RefSeq and is a predicted model, not a curated record. Bases 1 to 909 code for a protein of 302 amino acids. The transcript has 2 exons. Lineage: Eukaryota; Fungi; Ascomycota; Eurotiomycetes; Eurotiales; Aspergillaceae.
AUGGGUGUCCCCAACUUAGAGAUGACUCUACCCAAGACCGAGGAUGAUGUUAUUCCCGAAUCCAUGCGUUACGAAUACGACCCCUGGCUCCUCGAUGAUCACCCACUCCGCUCGCAUCCUACCGUCUGUAUCCCGGGCCUAGGCACCUUCAUCGCCGAAUGGUACGCCUCAGUAGAGCGCCGCUGGAAGGACGGUCUCUUUCGAGUGGUGUGCAUUCUACUCGCUUGCUUUGCGGCAUUUAAGUGUUUACAAGCACUCCCCUCGGUCGGAGGCAAGGGCACAACCCAUCCAACCUCCCUCGCCCAUCACAGCACACGCGACUGGCACUUCACCUGCACAUUCCCCAGCUCUGAUCCCCGUGCCACCGCCCUUGCGCAAUCUGCUGUCGCCGGGUGCGAUGGUUUCCGCACCGACAUUUGGCUGCACGGCAACGAGCUGCAGAUGGGCCCAUCCGACGCCGGCCCAAAGGCUAUCAAUGACAUGCAGAACCGUCUCGAUUCGCUUGUUACCAAGUUGGGUCCUCGAGAUCUUUCCAUCCUCGCCGACAUUCAGGUGCCCAUGAACAUUGAAACUGAAACUGAAAGCGAGCCCAACUCUCCCAAUGACGUGGAGGAAGAGGAGACUGCUCACUCCUUCUGGCUCGUUCUGGACCCAAAAUCAUCGCUUCACGAACUUUACCCAUAUCUGGUUUCUCAUCUAGACUUGCUCCGUCAGCGUGGCCUUUUGACUCACUGGAAUGGGGCGCGUGUAGUGCAGCGUCCGUUCACGAUUGUCGUCGCCAGCGAAUCUCUUCCCUGGUCGAGCUGUGCUCAGCAUCCUUACACCGAUGUUUUUUGGGCGUCCAGUGAAGACACCUCCUCAUGGAAUGAUGCAUCGCAUGGCCAUCUCAUCCCAAUCUGUGCCAUUUAG